Impatiens glandulifera is the source of this 3769-nucleotide messenger RNA. Its product is annotated as protein SEMI-ROLLED LEAF 2-like. Lineage: Eukaryota; Viridiplantae; Streptophyta; Magnoliopsida; Ericales; Balsaminaceae. The record is from RefSeq and is a predicted model, not a curated record. The transcript has 20 exons. Bases 373 to 3462 code for a protein of 1029 amino acids.
CAUUUCCUCAAAUAUAGAGACAGUUGUAUUUGUAUACGAUACAUAUUUAGAGAGAGAAAGGCGAGAGAGAGAGAGAAAGAGAAGGAAGAGAAAUUUUCUAUUUUCACGGUGGAAGGGAAUGCACAGGAGUUUCUUUGCAUGGUUGAAAAGUUUUGACGACUCUUUCCAGCCUCCGGUCUGCUGUGACAGGCACCGGUUGAAGGCUGGUCACGCAACCUGAAUAUUACUAGCAAAUUGUUGACUCUCUAUAUAUGCUUUCCUUUCCCUUCUCAUUUCUGCGUUUCAGAAAUUUGUGAGAAAAACAAGAAGGGAAAGAAAGUACACAAGUUUUUCAAGGAUUAUUAGAUACUAUUUUGUUAGAUUGGAUUGAAAAUGGCUGAUAUCUCGGGAGUGAUCUCGAGGCAAGUUUUACCAGCAUGUGGAGGCCUUUGUUUCUUCUGCCCUGGGAUGAGGGCGCGAUCUAGGCAGCCUGUCAAACGUUAUAAGAAGUUGAUCUCCGAUAUCUUCCCUAAAUCACAGGACGAAGAACCAAAUGAUAGAAAGAUUGGUAAACUUUGUGAAUAUGCUGCCAGAAACCCUUUACGGAUUCCAAAGAUCACAAAUACAUUGGAGCAAAGGUGCUACAAGGAACUCAGAAAUGAGAACUAUCGAUCCGCAAAAACUGUCUUGUUGAUUUAUAGGAAGUUAUUGAAUACUUGCAAGGAGCAACUACCUCUCUUUGCAAGUAGCUUACUGAGUGUCAUACAAACUCUUCUAGAGCAGACAAGCCAGGAUGAUAUGCAAAUUACAGGAUGCCUGACACUUCUUGAUUUUGUGAAUUGUCAGAAAGAUGCCACAUACAUGUUUAACUUAGAAGCAUUUAUUCCAAAACUCUGCCAACUAGCUUUAGAAGUUGGGGAUGAUGAGAGAGCAAUGCAAAUUCGUUCUUCUGGACUCCAAGCCAUUGCUUCCAUGGUUUGGUUCAUGGGCCAAAACUCUCAUGUUUCGGCUGAAUUUGAUAAUAUUGUUUCUACAAUAUUGGAAAAUUAUGGGGGAUCUGGUAAAGACUCAAAGGUUUCAGAAAAUGCCAAUCAGAGCAAUUGGGUAGAUGAAGUUCAGAAGAUUGAGGGUUAUGUUUCUCCUUCACCAGAGAUAGGGAGAGUUCCUUCAUGGGAUAUGAUAUUGAAUGAGAAAGGCGAAAUAAAUAUGACAGUGGAAUAUGCACAUAACCCGCUCUUUUGGUCGAGGGUAUGCCUGCAUAACAUGGCCAAGCUGGCCAAGGAGGCAACGAUUAUGCGACGUGUGCUUGAAUCAGUUUUCCGCUACUUUGACAAUGGAAAUUUAUGGCCUCUUAAGAAUGGUCUUGCUUUUCCCGUUCUUAAGGACUUGCAGUUUUUAAUGGAUGAUUCUGGGGAAAGUGCACAUUUUCUGAUAUCAAUUUUGGUCAAGCAUCUUGACCACAAAAAUGUUCUAAAACAACCAGAUAUGCAGCUCGACAUAAUUGAAGUCUCCACAGCUCUUGCUCGACAAACCACUAUUCAUUCUACAGUAGCCAUGAUAAGUGCAAUAACCGACCUAAUGCGGCAUUUACGGAAAAGCGUACACUGCUCUCUUGAUGAUGCAAAUUUAGGAUCUGAUGUAAUCAAAUGGAACAGGAAAUUUAGGGAACUGGUGGAUGAGUGUCUUGUAGAAAUAUCUCACAAGGUUGGAGAUGCAGGGCCUGUCAUUGAUACCAUGGCUGUCAUGUUGGAGAACAUCUCAACCAUUACAGUCAUUUCAAGGACAACUAUUUCUGCUGUUUAUCGAACUGCUCAAAUUGUAGCUGCCAUGCCAAAUUUAUCUUAUAAGAACAAGGCAUUUCCUGAGGCUUUGUAUUACCAGUUGCUCACUGCAAUGGUCCAUCCAGAUCAUGAAACGCGUAUAGGAGCACACCGCAUUUUCUCUGUAGUUCUUGUACCUGCUUCAUUUCAUCCUAGGACAGGCUCAGCAAAUGUUGAAUCCAAGAAUGCUUCUGAUCUAGCAAGAACACUCUCUAGAACGGUCUCUGUCUUCUCUUCAUCUGCAGCUCUUUUCAGGAAGCUAAGAAAUGACAGGUCUUCAUCCAGGGGAGGUGGUAGUCUGGACAACAAUGAUAAAGUUGCAAGGGAGGAACACCAAAAUAACAACAGUGGUGUUCUUAACAGGAUCAAAUCCACAUACAGUCGGGUUUAUACUUCCAAAAAUGCAUCUGCACCUCUAAAUGAUGAGGGAGAUUGUGCAGAUGAUUCUUCAAAUAAAGAAUCGGAAAUUUCUUCUCUUAGGCUAAGUAGUCGCCAGAUCAGCCUCCUGCUUUCAUCAAUGUGGGCCCAAUCCAUCUCACCUACGAAUGUACCUGAAAAUUUUGAAGCAAUUGCUCAUACAUACAGCUUAGUAUUGCUCUUCUCUCGAUCCAAGCAUUCCAGCCAAAAAAACCUAGUUAGAAGCUUCCAGUUAGCAUUUUCGCUGUGGAACAUUUCUCUCUCAGAAGGAGGAACACUACCACCAUCACGUCGCAAAUCCCUCUAUACCUUGGCAACAUCUUUGAUCAUCUUUUCAUCAAAAGCAUUCAAUAUUGCACCUCUUGUUCAAUGUGCGAAAACAGCACUUUCAGAUAAAGUGGUGGAUCCGUUUCUGCAAUUGGUUGAUGAAUGCAAGUUACAAGCAGUUAAAGGGCCUGAACAACCUAGGAUCCUUUAUGGAUCCAAAGAGGAUGAUAUUUGUGCUUCAAAAGUUCUUCUUGAAAUAAAAGCCACUGCCAGUCAGAGAAGAGAGACCUUUGUGUCUAUGAUUUUAAACAAUUUGUCUCAGUCUUCACUCACAAGGGAAGAGUUGCUAACAGAAUUCUUACCCGAUGAAGGGUGCCCACUAGGAACACAGUUCAUGGAACCUCCACGAAGAGUACAAUUUAAUUUAGAUGAUAAUAGAUCUAUGGAGAGCAAUGCAACAUUUACAAACGAUGAUGAUGGAAUUCCAGAUUCAUUUGCAAAUCAAUCCAAGAACAAGUUACAUCUAUCCACUUCGACAACCAAUCUUUUGAGUGUCAAUCAACUUCUUGAAUCAGUUUUGGAGACUGCACAUCAAGUUGGCAGAAUUUCGGUCUCAAACUCAGGUGACGUGUCUUACAAGGAGAUGGCGGGUCAUUGUGAGGCCCUUCUGAUGGGAAAACAACAGAAAAUGUCCUAUUUGAUGAACAACCAACAAAGGCAGGAAACAAUGUGGACGGAAAACUUAAAAGUUAUUGAAGAAGAAACGAAUCUCCCCCAUGCUCAUAUAGCCGGGCCUUUCCAAGAGGAAAAACACGCAGACAAUCCUUUCUUAUAUCAAGAUCCAAGCUUGGGCAUAAAUAAACCGACAAAUCUUCCAAUGAUGCCAUUGAUGUGCAGAGCAGAGUACAAUCAUCAUCCUACAUUUACGCUACCAGUGUCGAGCCCAUUCGAUAACUUCUUGAAAGCUGCUGGCUGUUAAAUUUCAAAGGAAGUCCCUUAAUCUAGCUGAAGAGGUUUUUUAGCAAUCGACGCUCGAGAAGAAAAUGGUUAUAAUUGUCAAGAACAACAUCUGCUUCCAUAAUAGGAUUUGAUUGAAAAUAGAUCUUGUCAAAUCGAUUAUUUGAUUUAUUUAUUAUGUUUCCUUACUUUAUAAAACAUAUUCUUUUCGUUUUGGAAACUUACUGCUUGUACUAAAGAUGAAGUAAAAUCGCAUGAGUUUAUAUAACAUUAUUGUCGCGAUUGAGGCAUGGAAUAAGGUUUGAAGAGUGGUUUCCUUUUCGGGUUUA